Molecule: messenger RNA, 1607 nt
Organism: Lycium barbarum (goji berry)
Lineage: Eukaryota; Viridiplantae; Streptophyta; Magnoliopsida; Solanales; Solanaceae
Exons: 2
Coding region: 771-1271 (166 amino acids)
Source: RefSeq, a predicted model, not a curated record
GAUAUGAAUAAUCAAGAUAAUAGACAGAUAUUACAACAAGUGAGCUCUUUAACUGCAUAUAUUGCGAGCUUGGUAGUUAUUUGGUUUUGGACCUAUACAUGUGAUGUUGAACAUUCUCGCUCGAUACCAAAUGAAAUACGGCUUGAGGGAGAACAAGUUAGAAAUGAAUUAUUGAGCUAUCUAUUCUCGAGUGAGCUCUGUUUUAAUAUUAUAAGGAUGACUCCUUCGGCUUUCAUCGGGUUAUGCGAGAUUUUGAUUAGAGACGGUGGUCUUAGACCAACGCUUCAAGUUACUGUUGAAGAACAAGUUGCAAAAGCCCUUUGGUUGUUAGCACAUAAUAUGACAAAUCGAUAGUUAUCUUUAAUCUUUCGGCGCUCUGGGGAGUCGGUUAGUCGUCAUUUUCAUACUGUCUUGCGAGCUAUUUUGGGGUUGUAUAAAAAUUUAUUAAACAACCAGAUGGCUCCCAAGUUCCUUCUGAAAUUGCCAGCAGCCAAAGAUUCUACCCAUACUUUAAGGUGAACACAACUACCAUCUUUAUAGUUUGCAAAUGUUAAAAUCCUUAAGAUGUUAAUUCAUACUUAUAAUGUCAGGAUUGUAUUGGUGCAAUCGAUGGAACACAUAUACGUGCUAAAGUUUCACAAGAUGAAGCACCCAAAUAUCGUGGGAGGAAAUAUUAUCCAACACAAAAUAUAUUGGCUGCAUGUACGUUUGAUUUAAAAUUCACGUACGUAUUAGCUGGAUGGGAAGGGAUAGCAUCUGAUUCAAGAAUCAUGAAAAAAGCACUAACUAGACGAGAACCGUUAAAAAUUCCCGAAGGUAAAUACUACCUUGUUGAUGGAGGAAUCAUGUUGAGAAGUGGGCUUAUCACACCUUAUAGGGGAGAGCGGUAUCACUUGAAAGAGUAUUCAAGAAAUCCACCUCGAAAUCCUCGUGAAUUGUUUAAUCUGCGACAUGCAUCUUUGCGUAAUGCUAUUGAACGAGCAUUUGGAGUUCUUAAAAAUAUAUUUCCUAUAAUUGCUAGUUCAACGGAGCCAUCAUAUGGUGUUGGUACCCAAAAACUUAUUAUUUUUGCGUGUUGUAUUUUGCACAACUAUUUAAGAGGAGUAAAUCCAAACGAUGAGUUACUUGUACAAGUGGAUGAUGAGCUUAUGAAUAGUGAUACUGUGCCUGAAGAACCGUCAAAUUCUACGGAAAGCAAUGACGAAACACAAAGAGGAGAGACAAUUCGAGAUCCAAUUGCAGCUAGCAUGUGGUCUAACUACCAAGCUUAAUUUUUUUUGAAUGAAAACUUAAAUGAUAUUUAUUUGUAAUGUCAUUUACUUUAUUUAAUGUUCAAUUUGCUAGAUUCACGUGUUCGUAAAUUCAUUGUUUGAAUUGCAGCUAUUAUGUGUAAUACAAUUUCCUAUAUGUAUAAUUGAUGUUUUUUUCCCCUUAUAUCCUCUGAAUGUGUAUAAGUGAAGUAUGCUAUUAUCUAAAUUAUUUUAAUUAUGUAGUUGGCAACUAUGCCAAAAAAGUCAAAAGCAGACUCAAGUGAUACAGAGGCUUCAGAUAAUUCUUCUAUUGUUUGGUCACAAGUCAUGGAUGAUGUGUUAAUUGACGCAUACCAC